Emericellopsis cladophorae is the source of this 930-nucleotide messenger RNA. Its product is annotated as Peroxisomal multifunctional enzyme type-like protein. Gene Ontology annotation, cellular component: peroxisome. Lineage: Eukaryota; Fungi; Ascomycota; Sordariomycetes; Hypocreales; Bionectriaceae. The record is from RefSeq and is a predicted model, not a curated record. The transcript has 3 exons. The coding region runs from base 1 to 930 and encodes 309 amino acids.
AUGCCUGAACCUGGAGUUGGCUUCGAGUACCCGCCCGUCGAGGUGACAUGGCUCAAGCGAGACGUCCUACUCUUCGCCAACACCAUUGGCGCGACGGCCGAUGAGCUUCACUUCCUCUACGAACUUCACCCCGACUUUGCCGUCUUCCCGACCUACCCAAUCAUCCUUCCUUUCAAGAAGGACUCGAGCGAGGUCGUCGACUUUUAUGCCUCCCAGAAAGCCGUCAAGAUCCCCGAUGUGCCCGACUUUGACUCUACGCGCGUGGUGGAUGGGCAGCGCAAGAUGGAGUUCCUCAAGCCCCUCCCCGUCACCUCGGAGAACCGCAAGUUUGAGAUCCGCCAAAAGGUGCUCGGCGUCUACGACAAGGGCCGCCCCGGCUCCGUCGUUGAGACACAGACAGAUCUCGUGGACGCCAAGAGUGGCGAGGUCUACUCCCGCAUGAUCGGCUCGGCCUUCUUCAUCGCCCAAGGCAACUGGGGCGGCCCCAAGGGCCCUGCCACCGAGAACUUCCCUCCCCCCAAGGGCAAGGCCCCGGACGCGACCCUGGAGCACCAGACCACGCCCGAGUCGGCGCUGCUGUACCGUCUCAACGGCGAUUACAACCCGCUCCACGCCACCCCCGAGCCAGGGAAGAAGAUGGGCUUCGGUGGUGCCAUUAUGCACGGCCUCUACUCGUGGAACACGACAUCGCACCUGCUGCUCAAGAAGUUGGGCGGCGGCGACCCGUCCAACAUCAAGGAGUACCAGGCUCGUUUCGCGAGCCCCGUCAAGCCGGGCGACAAGCUCGUGACGCAGGUCUGGAGGACAGGCGAGAAGAAGGGGGACUUUGAGGAGAUUCGCUUCGUGACGCAGGUCGACGGGGGCAAGGCUUGUUUGACCAACGGACGCGCCCUGAUCCGAGUCGUUGCGGAGUCCAAGAGCAAGCUGUAG